Xyrauchen texanus (razorback sucker) is the source of this 2112-nucleotide messenger RNA. RefSeq names its product oxidoreductase-like domain-containing protein 1. Gene Ontology annotation, cellular component: mitochondrion. NCBI's taxonomy places the organism in Eukaryota, Metazoa, Chordata, Actinopteri, Cypriniformes, Catostomidae. Bases 134 to 523 code for a protein of 129 amino acids. The record is from RefSeq and is a predicted model, not a curated record. The transcript is spliced from 2 exons.
UCAAAUAUGGACGCGCACAGUGUCGGUUAUAUAUAAAUAAUAGAUUUCUGUUGUUUUAGCAAAUACGCUAUUUAAUAUAUGGAAAAUAUGCCGCUUGGCAAAGAAUCCGUCUGAGCUGUGAGAUACUCCGGUGAUGCCUUCACGUUUGCAGAGGCUUUGCACCUCCUACUUGGCCUUCAUCAAGAGCAGACCCCAUCAUUUGACUGUACUUCCUCAGAGCAAGGCUUUGCACUACACUGCAUAUAGAUUGCAAUGUUCGACCCCAGAGUCUUCAUCCCCAUUCAGCUGUGUGGACCAGACACAGAAUGUCUCAGAACCAGCAGAACAGGGUCCUCCAUCUCCCCCCACCUGCUGUUGCAUGAGCGGUUGUCAUAACUGUGUGUGGAUCGAAUAUGCUGAAAAGCUGUUGAAAUAUUACAGUGAUGGUGGAGACAGAGCUCUGGCAGCCAUUGAGGAGAAUGUUCUCGAUGACAACUUGAAGGCUUAUCUUAAAAUGGAGAUCAAACUACUGAAGAAGUAUUGAUGAUAGUGUACAUAGUGAAUUCUAAAUGUAGCACAUGGGUGAAUUUUUUGGGUUGAAACUUGUGAAGCCUGUGAAAAAACAGGCUCAUAUUUUACCCCAAAAUAAAAAAGAACAAAAAGAGAAAAUAAAUUAUCUUUUGCCUAAAGACAAUUCUGCCUAUUUUUAGGAUUUUUUUCAUUGUGACGUUAUUUUGGCAAUUAAGCACACCGACUGCAAAAUUCUAAUUACCAUAAUGCUUUAGUACAUUUCACUUUUUUAGUUUUUUCCUUAUUAUCAAAUCUGAAUACUAGAGUAUACUUUUACUGUAUUAAGGUAAAACUUUACUUAGAUACAAUUAUUGUUCAAUUAAAAUCAGCAUAAAGGCAGUACAACAAUUACUACCAUGAUAUAUAAAUACUGUAUCAUUUAAGAUAUUUUAUUCAUAUUACAGUGAAUUUGAGAACGCAUCAGGUUUUUUUUUUUAGUUUGUCAUUUCAUUUUUAGUUUAGUUUUCAUAAUUUUUCACACUUUGUUAGUUUUAGUUCAGAUUUUACUGGUUUAAGUGGUGGUGGCAUAGUGGGCUAAAGCACUUAACUGUUAAGCAGAAGGUUGCUGGUUCGAUGCCCAAAGCCACCACCAUUGUGUCCUUGAGCAAGGCUCUUAACUCCAGGUUGCUCCGGGGGAUUGUCCUGUAAUAAGGCCUCUGUAAGUCGCUUUGGAUAAAAGCGUUUGCCAAAUGCAUAAAUUUAAAAUGUCCAACGUCAUUAAGUUUCUAGGAGCAGUCUUGUGUAUCUAGUGGCAUUUUCAUUUUUAAUUAAGUUAGACUGUAAAUGUUUCAAAUUUGAUAAUAUAUGCCUACUGUGUAUGAAAAACUAAAUUCAAUGUCAUAUUUAUUUUAGUUAGAUUUGGAGUUGUGAAAAUUUAUUUAGUUUCCAUUGAGUUUCUGAAAUUAGUUGCCGUCAUUUCAUUUAAAAAAACAUUUUUAAGUUAACAAAAAGAAUUUCAUUUUGUUUUAGUUUUAUUUUCGUUAACAAUAAUAACACUGAUCAAAAUAUGGGCUCAAGGUGACGGUCAGCAGACCUUGAUUCAUAAGAUUGAAUUUGAUUUGCUGUUGCCUGAAUGUAGAGUUUCAUUUUAUUUGUCUUUACAGAAAAGGUUAUGAAAAUAAUAGUUUUAUUAUAUGCUGUAAAAAUGUAAUUGUGCUGGCUAUGUUUUAGCAUGUUCACGUAAUGUAACAGUUAUUUUAAUGGAAACAAAUAUGAAAGUUUGUUUAAACAGAAUUGUACAUUUUCAAGGACAUGAAUUGUUCUAUAUCACUUGACUACAGAAAAGACAAAUGCCAGACUACUCCCAUGAUAAGACCUUGUUAUAUAGAGAAUUAUUAUUAUUUUUUAAUUACUUAAAGAGUGAACCGAGAUGUUACAAUGAUGCUAAAACAUUGUUUUAUUAAAUGUUAUAAGAUGUAAUGAUAAAUAUGUUUGAUACAUUUGCAGAUGAAGAGAAAGUGCUUAUUUAUUGUUGUAUUUAUAAAGACUGAGAUGAGUUUUGGUGAUGAAAAUCAUGGUUUGUAUUAAUUAAAAUAAGGCUUAAUGUAAAAGUUGUUCUUUUUG